Cryptococcus wingfieldii CBS 7118 is the source of this 2010-nucleotide messenger RNA. RefSeq lists its product as hypothetical. Gene Ontology annotation, molecular function: transmembrane transporter activity. The record is from RefSeq and is a predicted model, not a curated record. NCBI's taxonomy places the organism in Eukaryota, Fungi, Basidiomycota, Tremellomycetes, Tremellales, Cryptococcaceae. The transcript has 8 exons. Bases 1 to 2010 code for a protein of 669 amino acids. Gene Ontology annotation, biological process: transmembrane transport.
AUGGACCCCGCCUCGCCCCUCCCCGCCGACUUCCCUCGUCUCCCCCGCCAUGCCUCGGCAGACUCAUUCGAGCCCCUCUUCCCACCCCACUCGGCAGCGUCUACAGCAGCAUUUUCCGCCUCGGAGACCACCCUCCACACCCCGAGAUCGCUUUUUGCUUCCCACUCGACGAUAGACUCGCUGGCUUCCACUCUGGUCUCGGAGAGGUAUAGCAGCCCUUACGACCAACUCGAUGCCUACAACAAACUGGAUCCUUACGACUUUGGUCUCGACGCACCUGCUCCUUACGUAGAGAAGCCGCCGGCCACCCCAGUACCAUCCUCGGGCAUCGAGGCGCCCAUCGUGCUCUCCCUGUGGAGAUUUUGGGCAGUCUUUGGAAGUCUGUGUAUAGUCGUGUUUCUGUUUGCUCUUGAUCAGCUCAUCGUUGCCACUGCUCUGCCGAAAAUCACUGCCGAGUUCGAUGCUCUCUCACAGAUGUCCUGGAUCGCCUCUGGCUACUUGCAAUUCAUGAACAUUUUCCCCUCGAAACAUGUCAUGGUCAUUGCCAUUACCCUCUUUGAGGCCGGCUCUCUCAUCAGCGGUAUCGCGACCAACAUCGAGCUCCUCAUCUUUGGGCGAGUAUUGAGUGGUGUCGGAGCUGCGGGAGUCUUUGGAAGUGGAAUGGUCAUCAUUGCAGAGCUCACGCCGCUGAGUACGAGAGGAAAGUACUUGUCGGGCUUUGGUAUCUGCUUUGCCGUCGCUUGCGUUGUCGGACCCCUGCUUGGUGGUACUUUUGCAGACCACUUGUCUUGGAGAUGGUGCUUCUACAUCAACCUUCCCCUCGGCGCCGUCGCCGUCAUCCUCAUUAUCAUCAUUCAACCUGCCUACCCUCCCCUCGGCAUGAAACACACUUAUACCGGCUACUCCAGAUCCAUGAUCACCCAAGUGCUCAGAUGCGACUGGGCCGGUGUCUGUCUCUCCACCGCCUGGGGUACAUGCCUCAUCUUGGGCGCAGAGUGGGGAGGCGUCAGCAAGGAUUGGGACGAUUGGAGAGUGAUUACCGUUUGGGCGUUUACUGCCGUUUUGACCCCGGUGUUUUGUUAUUACGAGUGGUACAUGAAGGAUCGGGGGUUCUUCCGCAUCAGGAUGUUUAGCAGGAGGACGAUCGGUGGUGCUGGUAUUGUCGGAUUCUUCAUCUUUGGCUGCUACAUGAUAUUGGUCUACUACCUCUCCCUCACCUACCAAUCCGUCUAUCACGUCUCCGCCACCGGUGCCGGCACCCGCCUCCUGCCGCUCGUCCUCUCCCUCGUCCUCUUCCUCAUCCUCUCCAAUAUCGCCAUCUCCAAACUCGGUCGCUCCAAAGCCAUCAUCUCCAUCGGACCGGUCUUUCUCAUCAUUGCCUCUGCAUGCUUUUCAACGAUCACGUACGAGACACCGAAGAUGAGGUUGUAUGGGUUCCAGGUCCUCCUCGGCGCGGGACUGGGGUGCUGUAUGCAGAAUAUCAUGUUGGCGGUGCAGAAUGAGCUGAGAGAGGAGCCGUUGUUGGUGUCGCUUGGUACGGGCAUGACUGUUUUCAUGGGGUUCGCUGGCCGUAUCAUCGGCCUCAACACUGCCCAAUCCGUUUUCGAAAACAUGAUCCAGCGCAAUCUCCGCCACGAAAUACCUGGCAUCCCCUACGCCACUAUCCAGCUCAUCAUGAAUGACGCCAGCGCCGUCUGGACCCAGGUCCCGGACGAUGAGCGACCUAUGGUGUUGAAGGCGUACGCAAAGACAAUCAGUCAGGUGUUUUUGAUUACGAUACCGAUUGCCGUCUUUGCGCUGGUGGGUGCUAUUUGGAUGAAGGAUGAGAGGAUGGUGAGUAAGGAAGAGGAGGAAGAGGUGGAGGCAAAGGCGGCGGUGGGUGCGGCAGGGGGUGAUGUAGAGCGCGGACAGUAUGCUUCUGUUAAAACGAAGAGGAGUGAGGGGAUGGGCUCGACAGAGAAGCUGCUGCCCACGGUGACCGAAGAGAGUGUCCCAAAAAUCCAAGCCUAG